This is a messenger RNA of Arctia plantaginis, 3534 nucleotides long. NCBI's taxonomy places the organism in Eukaryota, Metazoa, Arthropoda, Insecta, Lepidoptera, Erebidae. The record is from the annotation of a GenBank genome assembly.
AUGUGCAGCAAGGAACAGAUAAAUCACGUGCUCAGCAAAAUCAAUAUGGGCUUGCCGUCCUGGUCCCGCGGUCUGGAGGCCGCAGAGGCGGCGCGCGCGCGCCUCGUGCGCUGGGCGUGCGGUGAGACGCCGCCGGAACCUGAUCCGCCAAGAAAGAAAAUGCCACACGCAAUGCGCAAACGGUGGCCGCUGUGCCCUUGUCUACAGAAUGACGAGCCUCCUGAAAUCACAUACUGCGUGGUCGGCGGCGAGGGCGGUUUGGCGCUACAAGCCGUCACCCCUACACACCCGAUGCCGCCUCAAGAUGAACUUGACGCGAAGUUUGCCGAGCUUGUGGAGGAAUUGGACCUAACAGCGGUAAAUAAAGCAGCAAUGAUGGCCCUACCAGCUGCAAAAAAAUGGCAAAUUUAUUGCAGCAGGAGGCCGCCUCCAGGACAACCUCCACCCCUUGCCACCGCACCUGAGUUAGAGGAAUACAUUAAAGCGCUCAACGAAAUUGCUGACGCAUUCGCAUCUUCGGAAGGUACACCACCAGCAGAAGCAUGCGUUCUCGUCGAUGGACUUAAAACGGCUUUACGAACUCGAGCUCAUAGUUUCGUACUCCGGUUCAUUAAGCAAGGAGGCUUAGGUUCCUUGUUAGACGCCUUGCAAAAAGCACCGAGAGACGAUGCCCUCACAAGGCAUAACCUCAUAGCUGCGAUAAAGGCGUUGAUGAACAACUCGACGGGGCGAGCGCACGUUCUUGCACACCCUACGAGCAUCGAUUUAAUCGCACAGUCUCUAGAUACGGAAAAUGUUAAGACUAAAGUCGCUGCACUGGAAAUAUUGGGUGCUGUAUGUCUUGUACCAGGAGGACAUAAGAAGGUGCUAGAAGCGAUGGUGCAUUUCCAAAAGUAUUCUGGCGAAAGGACCCGUUUUCAAGGAAUUGUGAACGAGCUAGAUAGAUCAACGGGUGCUUAUCGUGACGAUCUGGGGUUGAAAACGGCUAUUAUGUCUUUCGUCAAUGCCGUCUUGAAUUACGGGCCUGGUGAAGAGAGCCUGGAGUUCAGGCUGCAUUUACGAUACGAAUUUCUCAUGCUGGGGAUUCAGCCAGUGAUUGAAAAGCUACGUAAAUACGAAAACGAAACCCUGGAUCGUCACAUCGAGUUCUUCGAAAUGGUUCGGAACGAAGAUGAAAGGGAAUUGGCCAGGAGGUUCGACAAAGAACAUGUCGAUACCAAGAGUGCUACUUCAAUGUUCGAGCUGCUGAGACGCAAGCUCAGCCACACAGCUGCUUAUCCUCACUUACUCUCUAUGCUGGAACACUUUUUACUUUUACCAUUGGAGUACAACCCGCAGUCGCAGCACUGGCUGCUGCUGGACCGUGUGGUGCAGCAGCUCGUGCUGCAGCAGCCCGUGGCGCCGAGCCGCGCCGCCAGUAACCUCACCACCACUGACUCCGACUCGCCCGCCACCACUGAACAGGAACAUCCCAAGGUGUACGACCCAGACGUGUCUCCACUCGAGAUUAACGUAGGCGAGAUAGUCCACUUACUAGCGAAGGAAGAAGAACUGGUAGCCGCCAGAACCAAAGCAGACAACUUGGAGAGGGAGAACGUCGAUUUGGCCACUGAACUGGCCAAGAAGGAGAAACAAGUGGACGAGCAGUCACAAGAGAAAGAAGAGUUGGAGGGAGUCGUGACACGAUUGAAGGAAAGGCUGGAGAGAGAGACCGCCGCGCAUAUGGAGUGUACGGAACGAGCUAGGGCUGCUGCGACACGCGCUCAUCAUUUAGAACAACAGUUGAACCAGGAGCGUUCAGAGAGAGCGAGGUUUGAGAAACUAGUCAGUGAGGGGAGCAUUCCUGACGAUGCCAAGGUGAGCAACCUGAAAAGCGCAGUCAUCGAAACAUGUUCAGUCCCACCGCCCCCACCUCCUACCGCCUUAUGUCCCCCGCCCCUUCCCCCCGCGCCACCAGCCCCCGCCCCACCGCCGGCACCCUUAGCUCCUCUUGCACCGUUAACCACUGCCCCUAAGGCGAAGAAAAACGUGCCAACUCCUGGUAAUCUUUUGAAGAGCUUCAACUGGAGUAAGUUACCGGACACGAAACUGCAUGGAACUAUAUGGCAGGAAUUGGAUGAUACCAAGUUGUAUAACAUGAUGGACUUGCACACGAUCGACAAGAUGUUCUGUGCGUAUCAGAAGAAUGGAGUUCAGAAUGAAGGAUCGGUAGAAGACCUGAGACAGCUGGGCUCGAAGCCACGCACCAAGAUCUUAUCGGUGAUAGACGGACGCCGCGCCCAGAACUGCACCAUUCUGUUAUCUAAAUUAAAAAUGACAGAUGAAGAGAUUUGCCGUGCAAUCCUCCGCAUGGAUAGUGGAGAACAGUUACCCAUCGACAUGGUGGAACAGCUGGUGAAGUUCACGCCGAGCGCUGAGGAGGCCGCGCUACUAGAAGAGCAUCAGGACGAGCUGGACAGUAUGGCGAGAGCUGACCGAUUCCUAUACGAAAUUUCUAAGAUCCCCCACUACGCGGAGCGCGUCCGCACGCUGCUGUUCAAGAAGAAGUUCAGCGUGGCCGCCAACGAGGCGCAGGGCCGCGCCGCGCUCGUGCUGCGCGCCGCGCGCGACAUGACGCGCUCGCGCCGCCUGCGCGCGCUGCUCGAGGUCGUGCUCGCGCUCGGCAACUACAUGAACAGAGGUGCCCGCGGCAAUGCAUCCGGAUUCCGUCUAUCUUCGCUGAACAAGUUGGCGGACACGAAAUCUUCCGUGUCUCGGAACACUACACUGUUGCACUACCUGGUUGAGAUGCUGGAGACGCAGUUCAAAGACAUCCUUUUACUUGAAGAAGAUUUACCUCACGUACGGGCAGCAGCCAAAGUGUGCGUGGAACAGUUAGAGAAAGACGUCGGAUCUCUUCGUACUGGGCUCAGGGAAGUGGCUAGAGAACUCGAGUACCAUGCGGCACUCCCUAACAGAUCACCCAAUGACAUGUUCCUGCCAGUGAUGAGGGACUUCCACGCUCAUGCUGUCUGUACCUUUACUCAGUUGGAGGAUCUGUUCCAGGAUAUGAAGAGUCGACUCGAAGCGUGUGCGCAUGCAUUUGGCGAAGAAGCAUCCGCGUCUCCAGAACAAUUGUUCGGUGCGCUGGACGCGUUCCUGGCGCAACUGCACGACGCUCGCGCCGACUGCGACGCCGCCCGCCGCCGUCGGGACGACGAGGAGCGCCGAACACGACACGAACAGGAGCUUAAAAAACGUACAAUGGAAAGAAAACAAGCAUCCAGCCUCCUCAGCUCGGUGGGAAAAUCUUUGGGCAAAGCGAACGGAGACUGCAACGGCCAUUCGGAUAGUUCCCGCGAUGGAACUUUGACCAACGGACAGAAAGGAGAAUUUGAUGAUCUGAUCUCGGCGCUUAGGACUGGAGAUGUCUUCGGUGACGAUGUAGCUAAGUUUAAGAGGUCACGUAAAGCCGCCAAAGUCAACCAUAAAGGGAGAGAUUCGCCUCCGAGAGGAGUGUGCAGAGAAGACUCCAGGGAGAGGCAGAAGAAUUGA